AUGGCAUUUGCGUGGAAAGCCUCAGGUCUCACCUACAACAAGUACUUGUCCGUCGCCGCACGAACUGUUCGAAGAAGUUUGAAGGAUGACAAACGAUUGGCCGCUGAGCGCAGAGGAGAGAUGGAGUUGAGAUUCGCCAAGUGGAACAACGGCAAGCAAGGCGAAGUGAAGAACGUUGCGGAGGCUAAUGCAGCAUCAAUGGCAGAGGCUACUUCAUCUUCUUAA
Botrytis byssoidea is the source of this 225-nucleotide messenger RNA. RefSeq lists its product as uncharacterized. The transcript has 3 exons. Gene Ontology annotation, biological process: proton motive force-driven mitochondrial ATP synthesis. NCBI's taxonomy places the organism in Eukaryota, Fungi, Ascomycota, Leotiomycetes, Helotiales, Sclerotiniaceae. The record is from RefSeq and is a predicted model, not a curated record. Bases 1 to 225 code for a protein of 74 amino acids. Gene Ontology annotation, cellular component: mitochondrial inner membrane. Gene Ontology annotation, molecular function: proton-transporting ATP synthase activity, rotational mechanism.